Botrytis sinoallii is the source of this 1988-nucleotide messenger RNA. RefSeq lists its product as uncharacterized. The record is from RefSeq and is a predicted model, not a curated record. NCBI's taxonomy places the organism in Eukaryota, Fungi, Ascomycota, Leotiomycetes, Helotiales, Sclerotiniaceae. The transcript is spliced from 5 exons. The coding region runs from base 1 to 1614 and encodes 537 amino acids. Gene Ontology annotation, biological process: positive regulation of translational elongation. Gene Ontology annotation, molecular function: RNA binding; translation elongation factor activity; ribosome binding.
AUGGCUGUCGUCAACCUGGACUUUGACGCACGUAUACCGAUCCCCUUCAGCAUCUUCCCGUCGUCGUAUAGAAGCGACGUCGCUGCCCAACCCAUUCAUACCACCGAGACUCACGUCGAAGGUGAAAUCACUCUACACCAUCAUCACGAGCGCGUCGGACGGGAAGGUCAAGAAGAGGACGCUCAAUCUCUUUACUCUCAACACCAACAUCAGCUGCAACACGACCAUCAACACGAACACGAACCCGAACACCAACAUCAACAUCACCUUCCUCCCCCUCCUCAACGACAGGAGUUUAUAGAAGAAGAGGUUCGCAUCACCCGUGAAGAAGAUCGCCGUUCUGAAUACCGUCCGAGCAGCCGCAGAGAAGAAGAAGUUUACAUUCGUGAAGAACGCAGACCCGAACACAAACACAAACACCACUCUGCUUCCUUCGAUAUCAACACCCCACAUCACCACAGACACUUCGAAGCUUCUUUUGAAAGAGACAGUGAUCGUCACCACAAACACUCUGAAGUUAAUAUCGAACUUCCCCGUCGUGAACAUCAUCAUCACCACCAUCAUCAACGUCGUCAAUCUUCUGAAGUAGACUUUCAACUUGAACGUCAACGUCAAUCUCGUCACUACGAACCAUCCGAAGUUGAUACUCAGUUCUCUGCUCCUCAAAAGAGUCCCACCGAGACCAACAUCGACUUCGUUGAACGUCAAUACCGUUCCCGAACCCAACCAAGUUACAAGGAAGACACUGUCAUCGUCGACCCUCCCAAAUCCCGUGUAUCUGAACCAAGAUACAUUGAAGAGACUCGUGUAACUGAGACUACUAUCGUCCCAGCACCCCGUUCCACUCACUCUCACAAACCCAAGUCAACCUUCCACGAAGAACAGUUCGAGGAAGAAGUUCGCGUCAAGCAACCUCGCACACCAGCCAGAUCUACUUUCACCGAAGAAGUUCGUGAAAGAGAACUCGUCAAGUACACUCCCCCCGCACCCAAAUCAACCACUUCAACUUUCAAACCAGUCAAUCUCGAAAUGGGUUACUACGAUGAUGAAGGGAACUAUCACUCCCUUCGUGGAGGUUACUACCAUGGACACGGGAAAACUUUGAACCAGGACCCAAUUGACUCUCUCGAUUUAGCCGGAGCCCCAGCCGUUGCUGCUCCAAAGCAACCUGCCAACACCGUUACCAUCCCUUGCCACCACAUCCGUAUGGGUGACCUCUUGAUGCUCCAAGGACGUCCCUGCCAGGUUAUCCGUAUCACCACCUCCGCUGCCACUGGCCAACACCGUUACUUGGGUGUUGACCUCUUCACCAGACAAUUGAAUGAAGAGUCCUCUUUCAUCGCCAACCCAAGCCCAAGUGUCGUCGUCCAAACGAUGUUGGGACCAGUCUUCAAGCAAUACCGUGUUCUUGAUCUCCAGGACCACUCUGUUGUUGCCAUGACCGAGACCGGCGAUGUCAAGCAAGCCAUUCCCGUUUUGGACCAAUCCAACCUCUGGACUCGUCUUAAGGAGGCCUUCGAAGGUGGACGUGGUAGCAUCCGCAUCAUGGUCGUUGCCGAUGGUGGUCGUGAGAUCGCUGUUGACAUGAAGACUGUCCACGGAUCCCGUCUGUAGAUUUCCUGUACCAAUCACCAUGGCGUCCAACCGGCAAUAAUCCAUUGGCCUUUCCUCGAUGGAGUUUCCUUUUUGUUUUCAUGAUUUUUUAGUGCAUUUUCGGAGGGAAAAUUUGAAACGUAUGAUGGGGUAGAUAUGGAUUCAGAUUGAUUAAUGAGGGAUGAAAUUUGGACGAUCUGGUUUUUUAUCUGAUCUAUCGGAUUCUUUUAGUUUAACGAAGUAUUCAAGUAGGUCCUCGAUGCCAUCUAUGGUGAUACUACUUUGGUGGUUUUGACAUGGUGGUAGAGAGAGUCCUUGAUGCUGCGGUCUUUUUCUACUUUGUAAUUGUGUAAAUAGGAAAAGAUCCAGAAUGAAAACACGCUGCUUGUCUAUUA